GCACAAAAUGUAAACGUAGUAAAUUCACAAAAUAUUUUGUUACUGAAAAUACGCAGAAAAAUACCAAAAUAUUUAUCUAAUACUUCUUAUACAGUACUGACAAACUAUACCAACCAUGGUUUGGAGCAAUUUGAUUAAAAAGGUAUGUGUUUGUAACUCGAUAUGAUGCAAUAUAAAAUGAUGGCAUGAUGCUAUCAGUGCUAUAUUAUUAUAAAUGCUACACAAUAUACCUUAUUCUUUUAAUAAUAUUGCGAUUUGCUCUAAUAUGCCUUACAUUGAUCAACAGAAGACAGUUUUACUUGUCAAUAUGGGUUUUCUGUAUAUUUAUUAUUAAAAUUUAAACCAUUCCUAAGUUGGCUUCCCCCUCUCCAAUAUUUAACCCCCACCCCUUCUCCAAUAACCCCCACCCUGGUUUAGAGAAGGAAGCUAGGAAUCCCAACUCUUCCACCUUCACAGCAAAGAAAUGCUUGUGUAAUGGUUAUCAAUAUAUUUUUAGGGCCUUUCCUUGAGGUUGUUACAGCCUGCUGUCAAGAGAAAUUUUUGGAGUUUUCCAGGAAAAGCAACAUUUUCAAGUUUGGCAUCAGAUGUCACGCUUGAUCGCGUAGACUUGAGGUCGGCACCAUUGACAACACUGUCGGAAGAUGAAGAGAUGAUGAGAGAUACUGGUAAUGGAAUAUACCAAACAUGUUUCAAUCACUGAGCUAGUUCAAUAGACAACGGGGUCCACUUCUGUUUCAUACUCAGGCACCCUGACACAGAAUAAACACACUCAGAUUGUUGACUAAGCCACAAAAUAGGAAAGUAUAGCAGAAAUGUAACUUGAGUCGGUGUUCACGUCCACAAAAAUUUUAACUUGCUCACACCAUCCUGGCUAGUACAGCCGGAAGUUUUUAUUAGGUUUUGGUAGGUGCAAAGUGCCGGUUGUACUAGCCAGGAUGGCGUGAUUGAUGACGAAUCGCUUGUAAAAACACGGACAAAUACUUGCUCGAGUUACACUUCUGCCGUACCUUCCUAUUCUGUGACUAAGUCAAAAUAGUGUAAUCGCUGCCACGCAAUGAUUCGUCAGUGAUUCGGGUCCACAAUUAGCUGAGGAAUAGUGAGGGCAGUGGAAAUUCUAAUGAAAUGUUAGGGUAUACGUGUUAGGUUUUGAAACUAAAUACUAAAUUAAAAAUGCCAGUAUUUAAUUGAAAUCUUGAAAAUGCUCCUGUACAAGUCUGCAAGUGGUGCUCAUGAACUUGCACAUUUUCAUGAUGCUGAUAUGAUAAUAACUGUUACAACAACUCUGUCAUUUCAAAUUUCAAUUUGUAAACCCUUUUUGGCAUCCUUGCUUUUCAAAUGAAAAAAAAAACCCUGUGUACAGUAUAUAUAGUAUAUAUAAAUAGUUCAGUAUAAUUCAAGUUGGCUGAAUCAGCUAAUAAUUUUGUGUUUUAAGUUGCAAAAUUUGCUGCUGAGCAGAUCUUACCAUUAGUUAGUGAAAUGGACAGGAAAGGUGAAAUGGACAAGGACCUUAUUCAAGCAAUGUUUGAUCAAGGGGUAUGAUUGUCAUCAUCAUAUGUAUAUCAAUUUUUAUUGGAACUUUCUUCUACAGACAGAUGUGAACAAGUAGAUGAGUAUAAUGAAUGUUCCAAGUAUAUGUACCCUCAUCUGAACAUAUUUCUUAACUCAUCCACUCAUUCACAUCCAUAAGGAGAAGAAAAUUUUACCUUAUUAAAUCCGAGCAUAAGGCCACUCAAAGGCACAUAAAAUUUACUGACCAAAUCUGGCCUAUUAACUACUGUCAAUGCUCAUUACAAACACUUUGAAACCUUAGUCCAUUUUCUUUGAUAUGAAGCUUAUGGGUGUUGAAAUUGAGGCAGAAUAUGGUGGAACCAAUUCAACAUUCUUCAGCUCUAUUCUUGUGAUAGAGGAACUAGCAAAGGUUGAUCCUUCUAUUGCUGUACCCUGUGACAUUCAGAACACGUUAAAUAACCGUCUGAUCAGACAGCAUGGCACAGAGGAACAGAAGAACUUGUAUCUUCCUAUGUUGGCUACAUCAACAGUUGAGUAUUCUUAUUAUACCUGUAUGGUGAUUUAUAUAUACGGUACACACCUACAAUCACAUGCAAAAUGGUUGAGACACUCAGCAUACACAUAUUUUGUUGGCUAAAUUUAAUAAAAAAAAUGAUCACAAAAAUUUAUCGCUAAAUCAUCCAACACCCCCUGCCCUGUUCAAUUUCAAUGUUGUUUAUCUAACUGGUGGUUUUAAUUUGUAACAUUACUAACAUUGAUUUGGGGGCUGGAAGGGGCGGGGGUGAAUAAUGAUUUAAUUCAAAACUCUGGUGAGGAAUAUCCAACUUCUAAAAUUUUCCUCAAGUCAUUUUUUCAGAUCAUUGCAACUAAGAGGGACUAUACUGUAGGGAUGGUCAUGAGUUUAGCAUGUGAAAGAAUCUGUUCAAAUUGGGCUUGAUGCCGGUUUUAUUGUGCAGUUUCUUUUUGUGUCAUUGUCAACAACUCUCUUCUAGCGUGCUCUCAAAAAAGAAAUCAUCAUUUUCUCUCUUUAAUUCAUUCUUGACUAAAAUUAAAUAAGAGAAAAUGAAAGCAAAUGUUCUGGUUACCACUGACGUUCAUUCUUUCUCUCUCACAGCUAUCGUCGUUCUGCCUGUCGGAACCCGAGGCUGGUAGUGAUGCGUUCGCUAUGAAAACAGUCGCUGAACAAAAAGGGGAUUAUUUUCUUAUCAAUGGCAGCAAAUGUUGGAUAUCUAACUCUGCUGAAGCUGGCCUGUUUCUGCUCUUUGCCAACGCCUCUCCAGAAAAGGUAUAUACUAUAUAACCAACUAAUUUAUACAGAUUUGGGAAACAAGCAAUCCAUUGUAUACCAGUACCUGAAUUUCAGCAUUUGGGGCAAUCUCACUCGAUAGAACUAUUAUUAUUGUAGAAGUAUCUCUGGAAUGACUGGUGAUCCUAAAAUGUGAUCUGUUCCCACCCAAUUCACAUUUACAGAUAACUCACCUACCUAGUUGCCACCACACUGUUCUGAUAAUCAUGCACUGAGGGAAAAAGUGAAAUAUUCGUACUAUGGAAUUUGCAAUUGCAUCCAUAGUAUAUCCAUAUUAUUUCCAUACUAUAUCCUAGUAUGGAAAUUGCAAUUAAUAUGAAAAUUGGAUUUCAAUACUGUUUUCAACGAAGAUCCAUACUACAAUUUCCAUAAUAAGGGUUUUGAAAAAAAUUUCCAGUGAAUAUACGUGUGAGCAUAUAAUGGAACAAAGGUAACCAAAUGCCGAAGAAUGAAUAUCUGCUAUUAAACCGAUUACGUCUUUUUACCACAUUCUAUACUUUUAGUACCACAUUCUAUACUUUUAGACCACAUGCUGUACUUUUAGUACCACAUUCUAUACUUUUAGUACCACAAUCAGGAAAUCUGUAAAAAUUAAACCAGGUACGCAGUAUGCACAGAAUCUUUUCAGCGCUGUCUUCUGUUCAACAUUUUAGGGUUAUCGAGGGAUCAGUUGUUUCGUUGUACCUCGCGAUACAGAAGGUUUUGACAUUGGUCCCAAAGAGGACAAGGUAAACGGAACAUUAGGACAUUGUCCUUUCAUCGAUUUUUAAAAAUAUAUUCAAGUGUUUUAUAUUUGACGCCAGAGUACUUUUGUUUCAGCUUGGUAUCAGGGCGUCAUCGACAUGUACGCUGAAUUUUGACAAUGUUAAGGUACUUUAUUGUGUCUUUGAAACUGUUUAUGUGUGGAACUUUCAAACGUCCGUCGUACAGGCUCGACUGUAUAUGACAAAUAUUUUUUAUCCUUGAAUUUUGAUAUUUCCAGAUCCCAGCUAAGAAUUUACUUGGUGAGCUUGGACAAGGUUACAAAUACAGUAUUGAAGUGCUAAAUGAGGGCCGUAUUGGCAUUGGGGCGCAGGUACUGUAUAUAUUAAACAAAUUUUACAGCCUUGCGCUGCCAUCGUUUUCAUACCAGCAUGAUCUGACUUCAUUCUUCUAGAUGGUGGGACUUGCACAAGGAUGUUUUGAUCAUACUUUACAAUACGUUAGAGAAAGAAAGCAGUUUGGGCAGAAAAUAUGGGAUUUUCAGGUAGGAACAUUUAAAAUCACUGUUUGAAAACGAACGUUGUUGGUAUUAGCGGCAGGGUGCGGAAAUUCGAGAAUUUUCUGGUCAUACCUAGCCUGCGCGCAGACUAUAUAAUGACAUAUAUAUGUCAUUAUAUAGUCUGCGCGCAGGCUAGGUCAUACCCGACUGGUACUCUAAUGACUACUGGUAGUUGUUUGGUACAAACUUAAGAUGUACUUUAGUUACUCUUUGAAAUGAUGCAUGUACAUAAAGUACAGAACACUACAAUCGACUCCAACAUUCCGUAGUCCCAUCAGUUCAGUCGUGUUUCAAGCCAACACAUCUCUUGCGUACUGUACCUAUAAUAUACCGUUACGUAUACGGUUUUGAAUACCUCGGGCUUGGUAAGGCGGUAAGGUUAUAUGGUACCAGCAAAAUGCAAGUAGGCAGAUUGCAAGAAUUCCGAACCGGUAUACUUAGUUCAAAAAAAAAAGAAGUACCAGACCAUAAUAUGCCGUACCUCGGGCUCAGAAUAAGAAGGUACAGCAGAAGUGUAACUCAAGCAAGUAUUUGUCCGCGUUUUUACAAGCGACUCGUCAUCAAUCAGGCCAUCCUGGCUAGUACAACCGGCACUUUGUGCCUACCAAAACCUGAUAAAAACUUCCGGUUGUACUAGCCAGGAUGGCGUGAGCGAGUUAAAACUUUCGUGGACGUAAAACAAUAAGGGAACCGACUCGAGUUACACUUCUGCUGUACCUUCCUUCUUAUUCUUGUGCCUCGGGUACGUAAGUACGCGAUUUAUCGCAUCCUGUUGGCGGGUUUCAUGGAGUGUUCGUGGGGGCAGAACAUGGUGAUCAACUUGGUCUUGAGAAACGUCGAUAUGUGUAUUGUAUUGGAGCAAGCAAACUUCUGCAUUAACAUUAUUUUCUCACUCUAAUAACUGCCAGUAAACCACCAAGUGCUGCAUAUUAUGGUACUUAGCGAAAUCAAGCGCAAACUCACCAAUCUGUCUCAAAAUGGGAUUGACACAAUUUAUUCCAAAUUCCAUUGCAGUCGAUGAAGCACCAGAUAGCUUCCGUAGCAACACAGAUCGAGGCGGCAAGAAUGUUGGUAUACAACGCGGCACGAAGACAGGAAGCUGGACUGUCUGUUGUUAAACAAGGAGCGAUGGCAAAGUUUUAUGCCUCGGAGGUAUGUCUCUGAGUUGGAUACGCAAAAUCUCAAUAUUUAUUACCCUGGACGUGUAAGCGCUGUCCCUAACUCAACCUUAGGUUUCCUCCUGUAGUAACACUAGACCAAUAAGGGAGGACCUUCACUGAUCGAUAUUGGAAGGAAACACACGAAACAGUCCAACAGUGUUUUCUAAUAACCAAGGUGCAGUAACACUAGCCCAAUUUGGGAUGGCCCUUUCUGCACUGCACCCAAAUUUGAAAUAGUUUAGAACCGUGGAUUUCACUCUCAACUUAUUUUGUAGGUUGCGAGUAUAACAACAUCGAAAUGUAUGGAAUGGAUGGGUGGUGUUGGUUUUACGAAGGCAUACCCGGUCGAGAAAUAUUAUAGAGAUGCGAAAAUAGGUAGGUCCUCUUCUGGUCAUGUUGGUGGAUAUUACACGGUUGCACCAAUAUUCUCUUUAUGGAUGCAUGUAAUCAUCAUUCUGAUGAAAGUUCUUGAUUCUCAACAAAUUAACAAUGACGUUGCAAGGCAUUUUCCCAAGCACUUGACCAUCAGGAUAAUAAUUAUUCUUUCUUUAUUAGGUGCCGUUUAUGAAGGUACUUCAAAUAUUCAAUUGACAACCAUCGCAAAAUGUAUGGAUGGUGAAGGCUGAAUUGAAGUCAGUCGAUAAGAAAUGAAUAAUCAAGAAAUAUUAUGAAAAUAACUUAAAAUGGACCACUGUAGCAUGUAAUGCAGUUAAAUAGUCAGCUGGAAUUACAGCGAAGUGGAGAUGUAACGAGAAAAAGCAAUGUACCAUCAAAUUAUCUAACAUAAGCAAGCGACGUUUUUGGCGCUAUUUUGCAUCAUGGUGCUAGAGUAAGGAGGCAAUGAAAAUUUUUAAAAUUCUUAGAUUUUGUCGUACGUGUUGAAGAUAACCACUGACACAAACAGUUUUUAAUCCAGUCCCUCCUCGGCAAUCUGACGUCUCAGCCUAGUCCCUAGGCCUCUUAGUACGCCUAUUUCGCGUUUCUGCAUGCACAGAGGACUAGGGACUAGUCUGCUGACGUAUAUGUCGACAAAAACGUCGCUUGAUUUAACAAUCUGUCAACUUGUGUACAGCUAGAGAGAAAAAAAAGUGUUUUAAUACUUCCCCAAGAGGCAAAUAUUUCUUUUGCCACACUACAAAAAUUGUAGUACGGUUCAAUAUUUAUAAUAAAAAUGCGAAACGGUAUUCUUUUCUGCUUUCCUUACACCAUAAUACGAACACAAAAAAUAGUGGAAUCUCCUCGAUUGCGCAAAAUGCGCACACCUUAAAGGCCGUUUUCCACUAGGUGGAAUUUUUCGCGCGGAGCGGAAUUUCUCUUUGUCUUGUGAUUUCUCUGGUGGAACUAAUUAAAAAAGACAAAGGGUAAUUCCUCUCCGCGCGGAAGAUUCCGCCUAGUGGAAAAGGCCGUUUUCCACUAGGCGGAAUUUUUUCUUUGUCUUUUCUAAUUAGUUCCACCCGAGAAAUCACAAGACAAAGAGGAAUUCCGCCCCGCGCGCAAAAUUCCGCUUAAUGGAAAACCGGCUUUAAAGAAGUCGUUCUACUUUCAAAAAGAAGGUGGUCACACAGGAACCAUCUUCAUUUUUCACAUACGAAUAUAUUUCUCUUUGGUCAAGAUCCUAAAUCUCACCCCCUUUUACCUAACUUUAUUGUGCGCGAGACAUCCGGAUAUAACCAAAAAAAUCAAAAAGCACUUUACUUUCUCACAACACCCUAGCAAAUUUCUUGCAAAUCCAAAGGAAUGAAUACAACCCUGUAGACAGGAACGCGACAUUUCAUUGACAUUUCUACAAAUACAAUCUAAGUUACACAAAACGACGAUGAUGAUACAUGCGUGUUCUUUUUACAGUGUUUUUCUGACUGACGAACAUUUUUAUCUUUACAAUUUCCCCAUGCACCGCACAUCGAGCGAAAUUUAUUUCGACGCCAUGCAUUUUAAACAGAGAAUUGUUCUCCGUUGCUUUUUUCGCCACCAAACACAAAGUUUUGGCUUUUUAUUUUCAUGUUUUCCCAUGUAGGGAUUGUUUUUUUGUGUUUAAGCACCAGCCUGAAACCCGCAGGCUGUACUCAAUAUCCCAUUCCGCCUCCUUGCGGGCCUGCAUUGUGAACGCCAUUUGGUCCUUGUUGACCAUUUCCUGGGCCGCCUUGAUUUUGCAUGUGUGGACCU
This is a messenger RNA of Paramuricea clavata, 7399 nucleotides long. The record is from the annotation of a GenBank genome assembly. NCBI's taxonomy places the organism in Eukaryota, Metazoa, Cnidaria, Anthozoa, Malacalcyonacea, Plexauridae.